Pseudo-nitzschia multistriata is the source of this 1100-nucleotide messenger RNA. Lineage: Eukaryota; Bacillariophyta; Bacillariophyceae; Bacillariales; Bacillariaceae. The record is from the annotation of a GenBank genome assembly.
AUAGAAUACCGGUAAGGCUCGUCCAUGCAAGGCACUGUCGGCAUAAAAUAAUGAUAUUCCUGCUUCCAACGUCGUACCUCUGCAUAUCAAUUUGGCGAGGUCGAUCUAAAUUUAUUCUCUGAAAGGUUGGGCGAAACAAAACUUCAAAGUAUGCACACCAUUUCCAGAUUGCGAUUCUUCCUUCAUCAUGCUGCCGUGUUCAGCUUGAUUUUCUUAUGCCUUCAUACCGUGGUAUGCCUCCAAUCGAUAUCGUCAAAAAGCAGACGAAAAGUUUUGGAAACUAUGUCAAAAAGUGUUUUGACGAUAUCCUCUGCCAGCACCAUCUUAGUAGGUGAUCCAAUUGUGGGGUAUUCACUCACACCGAAAGAGGCAGAAAUUGCGUACGAUUCAUAUGCGGCAAACUACGACGAACUCGACGGAGGGAAGGCGGCAGAUAUUUUUGGUCUCGACGAAGCCCGUUCCGCCUUGUUUCGUCAGGCGCGUGGCUCCGUCCUCGAGAUUGGUGUCGGUACCGGCCUUAAUUUAGAAAAGUACGACCCGUCCAAGUUGGAAUCGCUGACCCUAGUUGAUAUCAGCCGAGGCAUGCUUGGAGAAGCACAGAAGAGAUUUGAAGCUAUUCCAGCAUUGCAACGUGUUCCCGUUCGCUUCAUCCAAGCAGAUGCAACAUCGGGAUUGACUGUACGAUUUGGAGAUGGCUCAUUCGAUACCGUUGUCGAUAGUUUUUCUUUUUGCGUCAUGGGAUCAAAGGGUGCUCAGUCGUGUUUGGAACAAGUAAAAAAUGUAGUCAAGUCCAAGGAGAACAAUGGCCAAAUCUUGCUUUUGGAAAACACGCGUUCGUCCAACCCGUUGCUUGGACUUUAUCAAGAUGCGACUGCAGAAGCAGCAGCAUCUGCGGGUGGGAAAGGAUGUCUUUACAAUCAGGAUGUCUCAAAAAUGAUUCAAGCAACUAAUGGAAUAGAAAUAAUGAAGGAAACCUCGUUUGCUGGUGGCGUCUUCCGUUCUUAUUUUUGCCAAGUCGUUACUUGAUUCGUUGGAAACUUCGAUGCGCACAAACAAACGUGAGGUACGUACUCGUUUUCGAAUUAACAAUUUUAACACAA